Rhododendron vialii is the source of this 840-nucleotide messenger RNA. RefSeq lists its product as uncharacterized. The coding region runs from base 1 to 840 and encodes 279 amino acids. NCBI's taxonomy places the organism in Eukaryota, Viridiplantae, Streptophyta, Magnoliopsida, Ericales, Ericaceae. The transcript has 2 exons. The record is from RefSeq and is a predicted model, not a curated record. Gene Ontology annotation, molecular function: nucleic acid binding; RNA-DNA hybrid ribonuclease activity.
AUGGCAUCUAAGGAAAAUCUCUACAAGAAGAAAUGUGCUCACUCUUCGUUUUGUUCGAUCUGUGAAAAGGAAGUCGAAUCCAUUGAGCAUAUUCUGUUUAGAUGUCCAUGGACUAAAGCUGUCUGGUUUGGGUGUGGCCUAACUUACUGGAUUAAUGAGCAAUCGACAGUAACGGUGGAUAAAUGGGUGGAAGAUAUUCUAUGUGGUAGCAUGGCUAAGGAAGCCAGAACUGAGGUGGUAGGUCUGGUGUUUCAAGUUUGCUGGUCCAUAUGGAAGGCGCGUAAUGACUGUGUUUUCAAUGGUAACCUUCCGAAUCUUGAUAGAACAACUGCCAUGGCAAAUCUUGCAAAUACAUAUUACCUCCAGGCCACGUACAAGGUUAGCGAAGGUAGGGGGGUUCUCAAUAAUCCUAGAAGAAUGGAAAGCAAAGCUGCCUUUGGUUUUUUAGCCAGAGAUAGUAGUGGACAAGCUCUUUUUUGGAGAUCUGGACAAAUCAUUGCCUCCUCGACCCUCUUUACAGAAGCUUGGGCCCUUCGUAUAGCGUGUGGGGUUGCUACUGAUAUGGGCAUUAUGGAUGCAAUUUUUGAAUCUGAUUGCAAGGAGCUGAUCUACUGUUUUUUGAAGGAAGGCCACCACUGCCAUUGGGAAAUUUCCUCUCUGGUUGCUGAUGUCAAAUGUUGGGCUAAAGGGAGAAACUGGAAGUUCUCAUGGGUCUACAGGGAACAAAAUCGUGUAGCUCACAGGCUUGCUUCUUCAAGUUUUGAUAGGAAUUCUGGUAUUUAUCCAGGUUGUAUCCCGCAUGGGAUUGAGGAUCUCAUUGCUAGAGAAAAACCCCCUUAG